This is a messenger RNA of Molossus molossus (Pallas's mastiff bat), 1222 nucleotides long. It is a transcript of the gene CCN3, whose product is annotated as cellular communication network factor 3. Bases 1 to 1056 code for a protein of 351 amino acids. Gene Ontology annotation, molecular function: integrin binding; heparin binding. The transcript has 5 exons. Gene Ontology annotation, biological process: cell adhesion; signal transduction. NCBI's taxonomy places the organism in Eukaryota, Metazoa, Chordata, Mammalia, Chiroptera, Molossidae. The record is from RefSeq and is a predicted model, not a curated record. Gene Ontology annotation, cellular component: extracellular region; extracellular matrix.
AUGAGUCUCACUCUGCCCAAGCAGUGCCUUUGCCUGGCUUUCCUGCUCCUCCAUCUCCUGGCACAGGUCGCCGCGACUCAACGCUGCCCCGACCCGUGCCCAGCUCGGUGCCCCAAGACGCCGCCGACCUGCGCCCCCGGGGUGAGAGCGGUGCUGGACGACUGCUCGUGCUGCCUGGUGUGUGCCCGCCAGCGAGGCGACAGCUGCUCCGAGAGGGAGCCCUGCGAGGAGAGCCGCGGCCUCUUCUGCGACCGCAGAGCGGACCCCAGCGCCCAGACGGGAAUCUGCAUGGCCAUAGAGGGAGAUAACUGUGUGUUCGACGGGGUCAUUUACCAAAGCGGAGAGACCUUUCAGCCCAGCUGCAAAUACCAGUGCACCUGCCAAGAUGGGCAGAUUGGCUGUGUGCCUCGCUGUGACGAGGACCUGCUACUACCCCAACCUGACUGCCCGGUUCCGAGAAAAGUUGAAGUGCCCGGGGAGUGCUGCGAAAAGUGGAUCUGUGACGCAAACGACACAGAGGCCUUAGGGGACCUGCAUGCCCUUCCAGCCUACAGGACAGAAACCACCCUGGGGGUUGCAGUCUCCGACUCAAGCAUCAACUGCAUUGAACAGACCACAGAGUGGAGCGCGUGUUCCAAGAGCUGUGGCAUGGGCUUGUCCACCCAGGUCACCAACAGGAAUCCGCAGUGCGAGAUGGUGAAGCGGACUCGGCUCUGCAUGGUGCGGCCCUGCGAACAGGAGCACAGGCAACCGACAGACAAGAAAGGAAAAAAGUGUCUCCGCACCACGAAGUCCCUCAAAGCCAUCCACCUGCAGUUCAAGAACUGCACGAGCCUGCACACCUACAAGCCCAGGUACUGUGGGGUCUGCAGCGACGGCCGGUGCUGCACCCCCCACAACACCAAAACCAUCCAGGUGGAGUUCCAGUGCUCCCCCGGGCAGAUCAUCAAGAAACCAGUGAUGGUCAUCGGGACCUGCACCUGUCACAACAACUGUCCUCACAGCGAGGCUUUCCUCCAAGAGUUAAAGCCUAACACCAGCAGGGGGAAGAUGUAACGUGGGUCCCUGGAGAAGCUCACCUACAGCAGCAAACUGUAGCUACUGCGUGACCCAUCAUCCAAAGCAUAUAAGGAAAAUGACGAGAAUUAUGAUUUCACCCCUGAGUCGUAUGUAUUUUCUGUGGUCAUAUGAGGUCAGUUAUAGCUGUCUUUUUUUUUUUUUU